CUAUCAAGUUCAAGUCUUCUCUUUCGCAUUCCAACUUGUUUCUUUUUUUUUGCAAAUUCGCUUUCAUCAAGUUGAACAACUUUUGGUCUUUUAACAUUCUUUACGACAGUUAAUUUUUUGAAUCUCACUUUUUCUCUCUCUUUUCUCUUUUUUUUUCUUUUUUUGCCCAAGAAUUAUUUUAUACCUAUCUUUAUCUAUUGACUUUUAUAUUCCGUAACAUAUCAACAUGAAAUUCUUUUCUCUUGUCGCUCUUCUUUUUGCCCUUGCCUCUGCCGCUCCUAUUCCUGCUACCAGCAAAGACUCUGGCGUUUCACCUUUGGAUCAAUUGCCCAGCAAAACCUAUGAAGACUUUCUCCGUGUCUACAAGAACUGGCAGACUUUUCAAAACCCCGACAGACCAGAUUUGAAGAAGCGUGAUGUCCCUGAGCUUCCUUCCAAGACCUAUGAAGACUUCCUUCGUGUUUACAAGAACUGGUGGAGUUUCCAAAACCCCGACAGACCAGACUUGAAGAAACGUGAUGUUGAGGAAUUACCCGCCAAGACUUAUGAAGACUUUCUCCGUGUCUAUCAAAACUGGGAAACUUUCCAAAACCCUGACAGACCAGAUUUGAAGAAGCGUGAUGUCCCUGAGCUUCCUUCCAAGACCUAUGAAGACUUCCUUCGUGUUUACAAGAACUGGUGGAGCUUCCAAAACCCCGACAGACCAGACUUGAAGAAACGUGAUGUUGAAGAAUUACCCGCCAAGACUUAUGAAGACUUUGAACAGAAAGACAAGGAAGAUUAUUAUCAUUUCUUGGAAUUUUAUGUCAUGAACGUUCCCUUCAACUCUACCGUCGCACAGACCAACAUUAGCUCUCACUUCGAUUAA
This is a messenger RNA of Schizosaccharomyces octosporus yFS286, 868 nucleotides long. RefSeq names its product P-factor pheromone Map2. The coding region runs from base 227 to 868 and encodes 213 amino acids. The record is from RefSeq and is a predicted model, not a curated record. Lineage: Eukaryota; Fungi; Ascomycota; Schizosaccharomycetes; Schizosaccharomycetales; Schizosaccharomycetaceae. The transcript is spliced from 2 exons.